Salmo salar (Atlantic salmon) is the source of this 3627-nucleotide messenger RNA. The record is from RefSeq and is a predicted model, not a curated record. NCBI's taxonomy places the organism in Eukaryota, Metazoa, Chordata, Actinopteri, Salmoniformes, Salmonidae.
GGGCAAGUGGUUUGCUGAUGUCAAUGUUGUGAACGGUGUCCCAUGGUCGCAGUGUGAUUAUGGUAUGGGCAGGCAUAAACUACGGACAACAAACAAAAUUGCAUUUUAUCGAUUACAAUGUAAAUUCACAGACAUACCGUGACGAGAUCCGGAGGCCCAUUCUCGUGCCAUUCUUCCGCUGCAAUCACUUCACGUUUCAGCAUGCUAAUGCACGGCCCCGUGUCGCAAGGAUCUGCACACAAUUCCUGGAAGGUGACAAUGUGGCAGUUCUUCCAUGGCCUGCAUACUCACCAGACAGGUCACUCAUUGAGUAUGUCGUACAAGAUCAUCAACUUCGCCCCGACUCUGCUCCAGAUCAUUGUGUCUGAACAGGUGGAGUUCCCUGUUCGCCAAGCAGCGGCCAUCUACCUAAAGAACAUGGUGAGCCAGUACUGGCAGGACCGCGAGCCCUCUCUAGGGGAGGUGGUGUUCCCCUUCAACAUCCACGAGAACGACCGCACGCAGAUCAGAGACAACAUCGUGGAGGGCAUUAUCCAGUGUCCCGAGUCUAUCCGGGCCCAGUUGACAGUGUGUUUGCGAGCCAUCAUAAAGCACGACUUCCCUGGGCGCUGGACGGCCAUAGUGGAUAAGAUCGGCCUGUACCUGCAGUCUCAGAACAGUAGCAGCUGGUACGGCAGCCUGCUGGCCCUCUACCAGCUGGUCAAGACAUACGAGUAUAAGAAGGCGGACGAGAGGGAUCCGUUGCUAGCAGCCAUGCAGAUCUUCCUGCCCCGUAUACAGCAGCUCAUCACCCAGCUACUGCCUGACGGCACCAUCUUCUCCGUCCUCAUACAGAAACAGAUCCUCAAGAUCUUCCACGCACUCGUACAGUACUCCCUGCCUCUCCAGCUGAUUAAUAACACAGUCAUUACCCAGUGGAUGGAGGUCCUCAGAGCUGUUAUGGACAGAGAUGUUCCCCCAGAGACGUUGGAGGUGGAUGAGGACGACCGUCCUGACUUGGUGUGGUGGAAGAGUAAGAAGUGGGCCCUACACAUCGUCACCAGACUGUUCGAGAGGUACGGAAGCCCAGGCAACGUGACAAAGGAGUACUUUGAGUUUGCAGACUUUUUCUUGAAGACCUACGCUGUAGGGAUCCAACAGGUCCUGUUGAAGGUGCUGGACCAACACCGUCAGAAGCAGUAUGUCACGCCUCACGUCCUCCAGAAGUCUCUUAACUACCUGAACCAGGGCCUGUCUCACUCCCUCACCUGGAAACACAUGAAGCCGCACAUGCAGACCAUCAGCCAGGAGGUGAUCUUCCCUCUAAUGUGUUACAAAGACGAGGAUGAGAAACUGUGGCAGGAGGAUCCAUACGAGUACAUCCGCAUGAAGUUCAAUGUGUAUGAUGACCAUGCCCUCCCUGCCACCGCCGCCCAGAGCCUCCUGUGUAAAGCAGCCCGCAAGAGGAAGGAGGUUCUUCCCCAGAUGAUGGAGUUCUGCCACCAGAUCAUGAUGGAGCCCUCUGCUGACCCCCGCAGGAAGGAUGGGGCGCUGCACGUCAUCGGCUCACUGGCCGAACUCCUCCUGAAGAAGAGGGUGUACAGGGAGCAGAUGGAGCUGAUGUUACAGAACUACGUUUUCCCUCUACUCAACUCCCCUCUGGGAUACCUCCGGGCCAGGUCCUGUUGGGUGCUACAUUCCCUACAGUCCAUCCAUUCGUGCUGGGUGCUGCAUUCGUUCAGCCCGCUGCGUUUCCAUAACGAGUUGGUCCUGAGGAAUGCGGUGGAGCUGGUCAAACAGGGCCUCGUAGCAGACAAGGAGAUGCCCGUCAAGGUGGAGGCUGCUAUCGCCUUGCAGACACUGGUCAGCAACCAGGAGCAAGCUAAGGUCUACAUCAGGCCCUACAUCCGGCCUGUCAUGCAGGAGCUGCUCCACGUCAUUAAGGAGACGGAGAACGAUGACCUCACUAAUGUCAUUCAGAAGAUGAUCUGCGAGUACAACCAGGAAGUGGCUGUCAUCGCCGUCGACAUGACCCAGAACCUGGCUGAGAUCUUCACCAAGGUGCUACAGAGUGAAGAGUAUGAGGAGAGUGAAGACAAGACAGUGAUGGCUCUGGGGAUCCUCAGCACCAUAGACACCAUACUCACUGUUAUGGAGGAUCACAAGGAGAUCACUCAGCAGUUGGAGGGCAUCUGUUUACAGGUGAUAGGCCUGGUGCUGCAGAAGCCCAUCAUAGGUAUGGCAGAGUUCUACGAGGAGAUUCUGUCCCUGGCGUUUGGGCUGACCUGCCAGACCAUCUCCCCUCAGAUGUGGCAGCUACUGGCUGUGCUCUACGAGGUCUUCCAGCACGACUGCUUUGACUACUUCACGGAUAUGAUGCCUCUUUUGCACAACUACGUUACCGUGGAUACAGACAUGCUCCUGUCCAACCCCAAAUAUUUAGAGGUCAUAUACACCAUGUGCAAAAAGGUGCUGACCAGUGAUGCAGGUGAGGAUGCAGAGUGUCACGCUGCAAAGCUGCUAGAGGUCAUCAUCCUCCAGUGUCGGGGGAGGGGCAUCGACCAGUGUAUCCCGUUGUUCGUGGAGGCUGUGUUGGAGCGGCUAACCCGAGGUGUGAAGUCCAGUGAGCUGAGGACCAUGUGUCUGCAGGUGGCCAUCGCUGCUCUCUACUACAACCCAGCCCUGCUCAUCCACACGCUGGACAACAUGCACUUCCCCCACACCCCACAGCCCAUCACCGCUCACUUCAUCAACCAGUGGAUGAAUGACACCGAGUUCUUCCUGGGGCUCCAUGACCGUAAGAUGUGUAUCAUCGGACUGAGUGUUCUGAUGGAGCUACCCUCCAGGCCGGUGGUGGUAGAGGAGAUAGCGGCUCAGAUUGUCCCCAGCGUCCUGCUCCUCUUCCUGGGGCUCAAACACCUUUACUCCUCCCGCCUCAACAAGCCAGACCUUCUGGCCUGCACUGGGGUACCGGAGGAAGACCAGAACGAGGAGAUCCCUAGCGAUGAGGACGAGGUGAAUGAGAACCGUAACGCCAUGAUGCAACAGCAGACCUGCACACCCGUAGGCCACGAGGACGACGAUGAGGAGGAGGAGGAUGAUGAUGAAGACUACUGGGAUGAAGAGGGGCUGGAGGGGACACCCCUGGAGGAGUACAACACGCCCCUGGACUAUGACAAUGGAGAGGACGAGUACCAGUUCUUCACCGCUGCCCUACUCAGGGUCCAGAACACUGACCAGCCUUGGUACCAGUCUCUGACCACGCCCCUCAGUGAUGACCAGAAGAAACAGCUGCAGGAGAUCUACAGCCUGUCCCAGCAGAGGAGGAGCACCGCCACCAAGGGCCAAUGAGCUGUAAGAGACAUGGCUGGAGGCCUGGAUGGAAGGAGGUGUAGCAGCAGAGUUCUGGCCUGAUCUGAAGUGGAUUUAAAAUACACCAAGAACUGUUUCAGUCCAGAUCAGAUCUAGACUUUACUGAUCCCACCAAGACCGGGCCAUCUAGAACCAUAACUGAACUGGGUGGAGACCCACCAGAGACAUAACACCAGGACUUUGAGAGAGAGAGAGAGAGAGAGAGAGAGAGAGAGAGAGAGAGAGAGAGAGAGAGAGAGAGAGAGAGAGAGAGAGAGAGAGAGAGAGAGAGAGAGA